Molecule: messenger RNA, 1266 nt
Organism: Emiliania huxleyi CCMP1516
Lineage: Eukaryota; Haptophyta; Isochrysidales; Noelaerhabdaceae
Exons: 1
Coding region: 1-1266 (421 amino acids)
Source: RefSeq, a predicted model, not a curated record
AUGCGGUUAUCCUCGCUUGCUCUCGUCACGGUCGGGCUCCUGUGCCUCCGGUGCAACAGAUGCUCCGCCCUCCCGCUCAGCGCGCGACCGCCCACUGCGGACACCGACGCACUGCGCCACUUCCGAGCGGUCGUUUCCCGGGCGCGGUCUGAGUCGGUGCCGGACGAGGAGGAGCGGCUGCCGCUCACGCCGUGGUAUGUGACCGGCACGCUCCUCUUCAACCUCGCUGCCCACCUCGUUGCUACGGGCGAGGUGUGUACCGUUCUCAACAUGCACUCGCCGUCGCUCUAUCCGCUCGGCGUUGCGGGCGGAGGCUCGCUCGGCCUAGCGCAGGUCCUGGUGUGGGGCGUGCCCGGUGCCUUCUCGAUGGCGGCCGUCGAGCUGUGGCGGUGCGGCGACGACUGCGCCGUGCCGGAGGACGAUGCGGACUGCCCUCGCUGCUCGGCGCUCGUCAGCCCGUUGCUGAUCGGGACGGCUCCAGUCGCCGCCGUGUCUCGCGUGCUACUAAACGAGGCGGGCGUGGGGGAGCGGGUGGUGCGCGUGGUGCAGCAGUCGAGCGACGGGGCGAGGCAGGCCAGCACGGUGGCCCUCGCAGCCGGGGGCGCCCUCGCGUCUUGCGCGUGGGCGCAGGGCGUCGUGCAAACCUACCUGCAGACGUGGCUGCGGCAGGCGGCUGCGGCGGCGGCCACGGCGUGCUUUGACGCGGCGCAGGCCUCCUCGAGCGCGGAGGCCAUCUCCAACUCGGCCGCGACACUGCUGACGGUGCGAGCGGCGCUUGCGCCCGCGGCUGCCGUCCUCGUCACCGCCACGCUCGUCGUCGCCUUUGAGACUGCGACGGCGAGCGUGCUGCAGCCGGAGGCCGUUGCGAGGGCGCGGGCGACGGAGGAGGCGCUCGAAGCGGCGCGGGAGAAGGCGGGCCUCUUCUUCGCGCUCGAGGCGCCGCCCGAAGAGGCGCGCCGGAGGGCGGUCGCCUUUGAGGCGGAGGCAAAGCGGUGGAAGCUGGCGAGGGAAGAGGCGGCGAGGCGAGACACGGUCGCGAGUGCGCUGCGCGCCACCGUCGCAGCGUCGGUCUUCGCCGCGAGCGGCGGCUGCCUGCUCGCCCCCGUGGUUGCUGGCCUCGGCGUCGCCUUUGACCCGCUGCCCCUCUGGGACCGCGCCAGGGGGCAGUGGGAGGGGCUCUCGGCGCACCCCACGCCGCCCGUCGAGUGGGCCGCCUACUUCUCCCUCUGCGCCGUCGCGUGCGGGUGCGCGUCCGUGCUCUGGUGA